Messenger RNA from Hevea brasiliensis (rubber tree), 1081 nucleotides. RefSeq lists its product as uncharacterized. The record is from RefSeq and is a predicted model, not a curated record. The transcript is spliced from 6 exons. The coding region runs from base 1 to 807 and encodes 268 amino acids. Lineage: Eukaryota; Viridiplantae; Streptophyta; Magnoliopsida; Malpighiales; Euphorbiaceae.
AUGGCUCCAAUUAUUGGCGCUGAAUUUAGAGCUCAUGGGUUUCGAUCAGCUGCUGCUUUAGAAGCAUUAACCAAAGCAAGAAAAGAGAAGAUCCCAAAUGUGGUGCUGUUCAACUACCCUUCUUUCUCCGGAGCAUUCUCUGCUCAGUUUGCUACCCUCUUCCACUCUCGCCUCAAUCUAUCUUGCCUUGUCUUACCUUUCUCUUUUGUUGUGCCUCUCAGGGUUGAAGAUUUGGGACUUGAGAGAUGUUAUCUUCUUGAUUUUCUUGGUCCUCCAGGAUUUGCCGCUAUGUUUCACGGCAAUCAAUGUGCAAGCUUUAAUCGCCCUCCAAGAAUUCCCUCUGCAGAGUGUGCAGAGAAAGUCACAUUUCAUGUUGAUAUUGAAAAGAGUACAGUUAAUAAGGGAGGAGUUAACAGAUUGUUGAACCCAGAAGACCAAGACCGUGUUGAAAUGGUCCUUAAGUACAUUGAAGAUGCAGAUCUUCGACGUUGGAGCUUACCGGAUAUUAGAGCUUUUAAUAUUGGACUAAAUGAAUGGCGCUCGAAGAUAAAUUACAAACCCAUUUAUGCUUGGAGAGAUAAGAUUUUUAAAGUUCGAUUGGGUAGCGGAUUUCAUGGGGAGUGCCUGGUAAUUACAGAUCUCUCUUUCUUAAAUCAUGUUAUUUUAUUAUAUCUUUGCUCCUUGUGGAAUGAAUCAGGUUCCCAUAUUUCAUUCUCUUUUUGCCUAAGACGGACUAUAGUCCUUCACUUUUUCUACUCCCUUUCCCCACCGUGGGGAAACCUUGCCUAUAGUUUCCUCCUGGUGUGACCUCCAUCCUACCUUAUUUAUUCCUGUUCCAUGAUUACAGGGAGUUAGAGCUGAUGGCAAUUCCAACUUAAGUGAUGAAACGGACAGGCAACUUAAUGUAAAAAGUGCUGCAGCUGGUCUAAGGUAACGUGUUGGUAAAUAUGUGGCAGAAGAACAAUAUGAUUGUGAUUAGUUCACUGGACAACCAUCAACCUUUAUGCCUUUGGCUAUUGGACAAGAUGCUAAAUCACAGUGUUCACCAUCUGUACCCCACCAAGUUAAAGUUCUGUUUUCC